AUGUUUUCAUAUCAAACAGUUAUGGUUGGACCUCUAUGUUUUUAUACAGAUUAUAAAAAAUAUAUUGAUGGUGAUCAUCUUAAAGUUGAAGGAUCAAAACAACCUUGUCCAAAAAAUGCAGCAAUUAAAAAACUUAUUGCAUCUGUGUUUUUUAUGUUACUUAUAAUUUUAUUUAGUAAAUAUUCUCCUGAUAUAAUAGCAACACCAGAAUAUUUAGAAUUACCUUUAUUUAAAUGGGCAUUAUGGUGGUUCUUUGUUAUUUUCCUUCAACGUGUACAGUAUUAUUAUGUUUGGGUAUUUGCAGAUGCUGUAUCUAAUUUCUCUGGUUUUGGAUUUAAUGGAUAUGAUGAAAAUGGUGAAGAAAAAUGGAAUUUAGUUUCUAAUGUCUAUCCAAUAAAACUUGAAAUGGCACAAACAUUUAAAGAAACUUUAGAUUCUUGGAAUGUUGCUACAAUGUUUUGGUUGAGACGUGUUGCUUAUGAUAGAGUACCAAAAAAUAUGAGAACAUUAACUACUUAUAUGUUAUCAGCUGUUUGGCAUGGAUUUUUUACCGGUUAUUAUCUCACUUUUGCUACAGGAGCAUUAUUUACACUUGCCGGUAGAUAUGCUAGACGUUCCCUAAGAUGGAGAUUUCUUAAUAAUUCUAAAUUAAAAUUUAUUUAUGAUAUAGUAACAUUCUUAUCAACAAAAAUAGCUUUAGCAUAUGCUGCACUUCCAUUUGUAACAAUGCACCUUAAUCCAGGAUGGUUUUGUUAUAAAAGGGUAUACUUUUGUAUACAUAUUAUAGCUUUGCUUUUAAUUACUGUAUUACCAAAAAUUUUACCUCCUGAAAAAAAAGAAAAUAUUGAGAAGAGGGAAGAAAAAAAAUUAAAAUGA
Molecule: messenger RNA, 876 nt
Organism: Strongyloides ratti
Lineage: Eukaryota; Metazoa; Nematoda; Chromadorea; Rhabditida; Strongyloididae
Product: Membrane bound O-acyl transferase, MBOAT family-containing protein
Exons: 1
Coding region: 1-876 (291 amino acids)
Biological process (GO): lipid modification
Cellular component (GO): membrane
Molecular function (GO): acyltransferase activity
Source: RefSeq, a predicted model, not a curated record